This is a messenger RNA of Sphaeroforma arctica JP610, 336 nucleotides long. RefSeq lists its product as hypothetical. The annotation marks the transcript as partial. Lineage: Eukaryota; Ichthyosporea; Ichthyophonida. The record is from RefSeq and is a predicted model, not a curated record. The transcript has 2 exons.
AAACGGUCAGUGGAAUCAACCCCGGACAAGACCAGUGUUCUCACCAAGACCUACUCGCUGGAUCUGGAGAACCCGUGGGAACACGUGAGCGUUGUCGGCGACGACGGUGAACUACUCAAGACAGAAUCGUUACGGCUGUUGGCCAAUAUGAUGCCCAUGAAAGAGCAGUUCCUGGACUGGCGCUUAAUCUACGCAUCCAACAAGCACGGCCUCACGUCGUCCACACUAUACUCAAAGUGUGCUGAAUACGGUGGUCCAUGUUUGUUAUUAGGUAUGAAUGUGUGCGAUAUUCAUGGUGUAUUGGAUAUUGUGCUGGUAGCUUCAAUCAAUACGUGA